AAGGAAAUUUGAGAUUUACGAGCACUUUUUUUACUUUUUACUUAGAGAAGUCUCUUUGUUUUUCGAUUUUUUAGCUCGUAGGUAACUUAGCUACCAGCAUUACACAGAUCCAAAUAACUCUAGCCGCAAACCCAGUCGCUCCUCCGAUGCAAUCUCUUCGUCUUCCUCUCUUUCACUUCCUCCACCGCACCACCUCACCACUAAAGCCAACAAGACCCUUCUUCCAAAUCCGCCUCCACACUCGUUUCCAAGCCUCAUCGAAUCAUCAUCCAUCGCAAACGACACAACCCAUCAAAAACGACACCGUCACUCACGAGUUCCGCUUCUUCCGGGUAUACGAAUCCGGCCGGGUCGAGAAAUUCCACCAAACCCAUAAAAUCCCACCCUCCGACGACCCGAUUUCCGGAGUCCGAUCCAAAGACGUCGUCAUCUCCUCCGAACCCGCCAUCUCAGCCCGCAUCUUCCUCCCCUUGAUCCGCGACCCGACCCGGAAACUCCCCGUCCUCUUCCACGUCCACGGCGGCGGCUUCUCCUUCGAAUCCGCAUUCUCCCCUCACAUACACAACUACGUCAGGACUCUAUCCUCCGAGGCUGACGUCAUCGCCGUCUCGGUCGAGUACAGGCUGGCACCGGAGCACCCGAUCCCGGCCUGCUACGACGAUUCAUGGGCCGCUCUGAGAUGGGUCGCGGAUCAUCGUAACGGAAACGGACCCGAGCCCUGGUUGAACAAUUACGCCGACUUUGACAGGGUCUUUGUGGCCGGGGACAGCGCCGGAGGAAACAUUUCGCAUUAUCUGGCGGCUCGGGUCGGGUCGUUGGGUUUACCCGGAGUGAAAUUAGUCGGGGCGGUUCUGGUGCAUCCGUAUUUUGGUGGGACUGAUGAUGAUGCCAUGUGGCUGUACAUGUGUGGCGAUAACAAUGGGUUGCAGGAUAGGAGGUUGAGGCCUAGCGUAGAGGAUCUGAGAAGGCUUGGGUGUGAGAGGGUGUUGGUGUUUGUUGCUGAGAAGGAUCAUUUGAAUGGUGUGGGGAAGAAAUAUGUGGAGGAAUUGAAGAAGAGUGGGUGGAAAGGGAGUGUGGAGAUUGUAGAGAAUGAAGGAGAGGAUCAUUGCUUCCAUUUAGAGGAUCUCAACUAUGAGAAAGCUGUGGCUUUGAUUAGGAGGUUUGCUUCAUUCAUUAAGCACCAGUAAACAAUUUAGUUCGAUGUGUGUUUUGUUCUUCCUCCAGUGGAGGAGCUUGAAUGUACUAAGUAUGGAUUUACCACACUUGCAGUAUUUUCAAACAUAAGUGGUUAACACCCUUGAGGGGUCUGAUCGA
Molecule: messenger RNA, 1314 nt
Organism: Rosa rugosa (rugosa rose)
Lineage: Eukaryota; Viridiplantae; Streptophyta; Magnoliopsida; Rosales; Rosaceae
Product: probable carboxylesterase 12
Exons: 1
Coding region: 147-1187 (346 amino acids)
Molecular function (GO): hydrolase activity
Source: RefSeq, a predicted model, not a curated record